Molecule: messenger RNA, 1098 nt
Organism: Camellia sinensis
Lineage: Eukaryota; Viridiplantae; Streptophyta; Magnoliopsida; Ericales; Theaceae
Source: RefSeq, a predicted model, not a curated record
UUUUCCAUAAGUACUACCAAACCCAUAUAAAUAACUAAGCCAACUUUGACUUUAAAUAAUCUCAUCCAAUGAAUUGUCAAUAAACCCCCGUUUCUAAGGAAUUAGAUCUCUGUUCCACUUCUUCUGUCCCUCAAUUUGAAGCUCUCUCUUUAUCACACGAUCAGAGUCAGAGAGAUAAAUCAUAUAUUAGAGAAAGCCAACACACAAAAUUGGCUAUUUAUUGCUCUCAUUUUUCAUUUCCCUCCAUUCAUUUUACAAAAAAUGAGAAAUUUCACAAAAACUACAUAUUAUGCUUUCAUUCUAUUUCUGUUUGCAGCCAAGGUGAGAAGCCGAUUCUUGCGAUAUAGUUCUUCUGAUUCAAUUUCAGAUGGCAUCGAUCACGUUGAAGGCAAUCAAUCCUCCUUUCUACUUCUCAAAGGAUUGGAUUCAGAAGAAGAGUGUGAGCAAAUGUAUGGUUUUUUGCCUUGUUCAUACACUCCUCUAGGCCAUCUGUUCCUGAUUUUGGUGUAUGAGUACCUGUUGUUUCAUGGAGAGAGUUAUGUUAAUUCUGGGGGCGAGCGGAUUUUCAAGAUUCUUGGGCCUGGAAUCUUUGGUGCAAGUGCAUUCCAUGUUCUUGAUUCCCUCCCAGAGUCCUUAAUUCUACUUGCUUCUGGACUUAUGGGCAGUAAAGAGACGGCGCAAGAGUAUGUCUAUACCGGUGUUGGCUUACUGGCUGGCUCAACAAUCUUGCUUCUCACUUUACUUUGGGGAACAUGUGUUAUUGUUGGCAGUCAAAACUUUUCCAAAAAUUCUGAGUCUAAUCCUUCAGUCAAUUCAAAUCCUACUACACAAAACCCAUUUUGGAGAUUGUUUUCAUUCUCAACUGGUCAUGGUAUAACUACAGAUGUGGAGGCUAGUUACACUGCAAGGAUUAUGGUUCUCUCUGUCAUACCAUUUAUAAUCAUCCAAAUCCCAAAAAUUUCCCAUUUAUUUUCUUCUGGGGAACGUAUUGUCAUCAUAUUCACUCUAGUUAUUUCCGUUGCAUUCCUUCUCGCAUACUUCUUCUAUCAGGUAUUCAAUUUAGGCAUUUAUGAUCGAACUUUUUUAAUUGGGUCAUGA